AUGGCGGCCCUCAGAUCGCUGAAGCGGUCACGACCCUUCCUCCAACAAUAUGCUCAUGCUCGCUCGCUCUCGACUUCGGCCUCAAAAUCUCCCCGUCACUUUCUGUCCAUAUCUGAACUCUCGCCCACCGAGCUGAGCACCCUAGUGAACAAUGCGACGGCCUACAAACACUCGGCACUUCAGCCCACGUGGCCCCAGCGCAACGCGCUCUCGAACAAGACCAUCGCGUUGCUUUUCUCCAAACUGUCCACCCGGACACGAGUAUCCACGGAGGGCGCGGUCGUCGCAAUGGGCGGGCACCCGAUGUUCCUGGGAAAGAACGAUAUACAGCUGGGCGUGAACGAGUCACUCUACGACACCUCGGUCGUCAUCUCCAGCAUGGUGUCCGGCAUCGUGGCCCGCGUGGGACCGCACGCGGACAUUGCGAACCUCGCCAAGGACAGCUCCGUGCCGGUCAUCAACGCGCUGUGCGACACGUACCACCCCAUGCAGAUCGUCGCCGACUUUGCAACGUUGACACAAGCGUUCGGGACGCCGGCCGAGAAACUGAACGGAUUGAAGAUCGCAUGGGUGGGCGACGCCAACAAUGUGUUAUUUGACAUGUGCAUUGGCGCUCGGAAGUUGGGCAUCGAAAUGGCAGUUGCAACUCCCAAGGGGUACGAGAUCCCCGCGAAGAUCAAAGACGAGGUCGACGCCGCAGGACGGGGCACGAUCUUUGAAACGAAUACUCCGGAAGAAGCCAUCAAGGGAGCAAACAUCGUUGUGACGGACACGUGGAUCUCCAUGGGCCAGGAGUCCGAGAAGCAAAAGAGAUUACAAGCGUUCGCGGGGUAUCAGGUCACAGAGGAACUGGCAAAGAGAGGAGGGGCCGCUGAGGAUUGGAAGUUCAUGCACUGUUUGCCCCGACACCAGGAGGAGGUCAGUGACGAGGUAUUCUAUGGACCUAGAUCGUUGGUCUUCCCCGAGGCGCAAAAUCGGUUGUGGUCGGCCAUUUCGACGAUAGAGGCUUUUGUGGUCAAUCGAGGCGAGAUCAGGCCGCCGAAGUGA
Molecule: messenger RNA, 1047 nt
Organism: Cladophialophora yegresii CBS 114405
Lineage: Eukaryota; Fungi; Ascomycota; Eurotiomycetes; Chaetothyriales; Herpotrichiellaceae
Product: ornithine carbamoyltransferase
Exons: 1
Coding region: 1-1047 (348 amino acids)
Biological process (GO): L-citrulline biosynthetic process
Cellular component (GO): mitochondrion
Molecular function (GO): amino acid binding; ornithine carbamoyltransferase activity
Source: RefSeq, a predicted model, not a curated record